Molecule: messenger RNA, 3417 nt
Organism: Ixodes scapularis (black-legged tick)
Lineage: Eukaryota; Metazoa; Arthropoda; Arachnida; Ixodida; Ixodidae
Product: fat-like cadherin-related tumor suppressor homolog
Exons: 3
Coding region: 46-3417 (1123 amino acids)
Biological process (GO): homophilic cell-cell adhesion
Cellular component (GO): plasma membrane
Molecular function (GO): calcium ion binding
Source: RefSeq, a predicted model, not a curated record
GCGGCGGCGAUGAGACGGUGGAGAUGACGACUCGAGCCUAGCGCCAUGGUGCAGCGCGGGCGGCCAUGGCCGGCCGUCGGCGCCUGGCUGCUGCUGCUGCUUCUGACCGCCAGGGCGGGGCUGGCGUCCCCGGAGUCCGGCGGCGGCGGCGGCCGCCGCCUGGCCUUCACUCGACCCGUGUACAACGCCUCCAUCCCGGAAAACUCGGGGCCCAAGCGGUACGUCACCCCGACAGAGAAGAUGGGCAUCUUCGUCGGGGACCCGGGCCUGCAGAUUCGCUACAAGAUCGCUGGAGGUGACAAGGACAAGCGCUUCAAGGUUGAGGCCCGUCACGUCGGGGAUUUCUGGUUCCUUUUCAUUCGGACGCGGACCGAGAACACAGCAGUAUUAAACCGUGAGUCCGAAGACAACUACCGCCUCAAGGUGAAAGCCUCCGUGUUCUACGCGCACCAGCACAAGAGGCUCUACGACGUCCACUGUGAGGUCCUGGUGGAGGUGACAGACACCAACGACCUCAACCCUCUAUUCUACCCGACGUCGUACAACGUCAGCGUGCCCGAGGACACCCAAUUACACCGGAGUGUGCUCAAGCUCAGCGCGUACGACCCGGACUUGGGAGUCAACGGCGAAAUAUACUACCGACUCCUCGAACCGACGCGUCAGUUUGCCAUCCACCCGACCAUGGGUACCAUAACCCUGACCAGGCCCCUCGACUUCCAAAAGAAUAGCACCUACGAGUUGACUGUUGUUGCCGAGGACAGAGGGACGGAACUCGAAACAGGCAGCAUCAUCAAGUCCAGCACGGCUAAGGUGACGGUGCACGUCCUACCCGUUAACAAGCACAGGCCCGCCAUCUUCGUGCGACAUAUUCAGACCCUUCUUGAACCCGGCAUGCCCGAAGUUUGGGCCGUAGUCAGGGUCACGGACGAAGAUCCCGGCGUCCACGGUAAGAUCGGAGGUCUGGCCAUCGUUGACGGGGACGUUGACGAUCACUUCAAGGUGGUCUCUGGAGCCCAGCCCGGAGAAUACAACAUUGAGGUAGACCCUAGACCAGGAAGGCCGCUGAACCCUAGAGGAUACACACUAACGUUGAGGGCCUGGGACCAAGGGACGCCGUCCCAGUACACGGACGAGGUCGUGAGGGCGAAACUGUCCGAUAUGAGCAACCUGGUGCCUCAGUUCGAGAAGUCAGAGUACGACGUCGAUGUCGAAGAGAUCGCGCCCCCGGGUAGUCCCGUAGUUCGCGUCGUCGCUAAAGUUUACGGUCCCGAGUCUCCAACAAGGAUAGCAUACCACAUCGAGAUGGGGGACGAUGACGCGACGUUCAGCAUCAACGUCAGGACGGGCCAGAUAAGCACGCGGCGCUUGUUAGACCGCGAGUUUAAGCGCUACUACUCGUUGACGGUAAGCGCCACAAACGCGGCGGCGAGGGGCGGUGGGCAGCGCCGGAAAACCACGACAAUCGUCAACGUCAAAGUCCUCGACUGCAAUGACAACGCUCCCGCUUUUAAUCAAAGCUCCGUUGACAUUCUAAUCGAUGAAAAUAAACCGGUCGGAAGCAAUGUAUUCACAGUUCACGCCGUCGACGAGGACGAAGCAGAAAACGGUUACGUCAGUUACAGCCUUGUGAACUUGAACAAGGUCCCCUUCAGUGUAGAUCCCUUUAGUGGCGAAGUGCGCACAACGGAAGUCCUGGACUUCGAAACGAUGAGGAAAAGUUACGUUCUUCGCAUCCGUGCCACGGACUGGGGCGUUCCAUACCAGCGUCAAGCGGAGAUGGCCCUCAAGGUGAGGCUGAGGGACGUCAACGAUCACAGGCCCCAGUUCGAAAAAGUGGACUGUGUCGCCACGGUACCGAAAAAGGCCGCCAUAGGAACGGAGAUUCUGACCUUGUCUGCGAUCGACUUCGACGAGGGAGGCACCGGUUCCGUGACGUACAAGAUGGAAACGGCCGGCGAAGACAGCUGCUUUCAGUUGGAUUCGGGCACGGGAGUGGUGACCCUCGCGUGCGACCUGAAUCAGAAAGGCGGCAGCAAGGAGAGGUCGUUCAACGUGACUGCGACGGAUGGACGUCAUUUUGCCGACGUGAUGACGGUAGUUGUCCGCGUUGUCGGAAGCCGGAGGGCCUCGGCGGAAUGCAGGGAUGUCGGUGUCACCGAGAAGCUGCGCGACCAGUUGCGUGCAGCCGAGCGAAACAACCCGCGAGGCAGCGCCGUCCUCCUGGACCGCGUGGAACCGACGGCACCUAGCUUCUUAGAGAACCGACAUUCCCCGGAGUUCCCCGAGGGCUCGCCGCACGAAGUGGCAGUCAACGAGAGCCUGCCGGUGGGCUCCGUUCUGGCCUACCUUGAAGCCAAGGACCUGGAUCACGGCUACAACGGAAGACUUGUCUACGUCGUGUCAAAUGGCGACGAGGACUCCUGCUUCAGAAUGGACAUGCACCAGGGCUCCCUCCAUCUGUCCGCGCCUCUCGACCGCGAAGUCACACCUUCCUAUGUCCUCAAUAUCACCGCCUACGACCUGGGCCAACCGUCCAAGUCCGAGUCGAAGACCGUCGUUGUCAAGGUGGUUGACGUCAACGACAAUGCACCCGUGUUCGAAAAGGCGUCGUACAGCUUCGUUAUUAACGAGGAUGUUGCUAACGGCACUUCAGUCGCCAGACUGAGGGCGACUGACAAGGACGAAGGCGUUAAUGCCGAAAUCCACUUCCAACUGGACACGGACACUUCAGACUUCCAGCUGGACUCCAGCGCCGGUCUGCUCACUGUCAACGCACGGUUAGACCGGGAGCGCCAGGAGAGGUACGAUCUCGUCGUGAAGGUCAUCGACGGAGCGCUCUUGGCGCCCCUGACGUCUACGGCCACGGUGACCAUUAGACUGCGUGACGUGAACGAUAACACGCCCAAGUUCACGUUACUGCAAUACGUGGCUCGAAUACGGGAAGACCUGCCGCUCGGCUCGGUUGUGACCUCCAUGUCGGCGAUAGACCCCGACUUUGGGGACGGGGGAAAGGUUACUUACAAGGUGGACGGCGACCACGGAGAUAUCUUCGACGUCGACCCCGAUAUGGGCACGGUGAGACUCAGUGCGCCUCUGGACUUCGAGACCUGUCGGUUGUACAACGUGACCGUGCGAGCCACGGACGGUGGAGAACCUCCACUCACAGCGGUCUCCACGCUCAUCGUCGAGAUCGAGGACGUCAACGAGAACCUGCACGCCCCCGUCUUCCCCGAUCAGGUGGCCAACGCCAGUGUUGCCGAAAACCAGCCGCGAGACACUCUAGUGACGACGCUCAGUGCCGUGGAUGAUGACAAGACGGGCAACGACGGCAAGCUCACCUACGCCAUCGUGGACGGGGACGGCGUCGGAGUGUUCUCCAUCGACGACAAAGGUCCGUGUCCAUUUUGGUUACUCUAG